AUGAUAGCAGUUGAUAUCGUCGCAGGACAAGCCAGAAAUGUGGUGCAUUUUUUGGUGGAAGACUGGUGUUUAUCUGCAUUGCUUGGUGUAAUCACUGCACUAAACGUGCUUUUCUGUUGGAAAUGGACGUGCGCCAUCGAAUUACUUCAACACGCACACGUCGUCGUUUAUGAUGUUUUCCUGCAAAUAUCUAGUCACUUGGCCUUUUUCUCAUGGGUGAUGCAUGUGGUUAUUUUGACAGCUCUUUCGGCUGUUUUUUGUCAAAUCGUCUCUAAGCAAGCAGUUGGAUCUGGAAUUCCUGAAGUGAAAGUGAUCAUGCAUGGCUUCAAAAUGGACAAUUAUCUCACGUUCCGCACAUUGAUAGCUAAAAUGGUCGGCUUGACGUUAGCCAUGGGCGGAGGGCUGCCAAUAGGAAAAGAGGGCCCAUUCGUGCACAUGGGAGCAAUUUGUGGCGACGUUGCUGUCGAAGAUCACUGCUUCGUGCCAGUACUCGGCGUUCUUCUCGAAUGA
Cooperia oncophora is the source of this 510-nucleotide messenger RNA. Lineage: Eukaryota; Metazoa; Nematoda; Chromadorea; Rhabditida; Trichostrongylidae. The record is from the annotation of a GenBank genome assembly.